Messenger RNA from Sebastes umbrosus (honeycomb rockfish), 2304 nucleotides. RefSeq names its product glycerol-3-phosphate dehydrogenase 1 like (gene gpd1l). Bases 154 to 1206 code for a protein of 350 amino acids. NCBI's taxonomy places the organism in Eukaryota, Metazoa, Chordata, Actinopteri, Perciformes, Sebastidae. Gene Ontology annotation, biological process: carbohydrate metabolic process; glycerol-3-phosphate catabolic process. The record is from RefSeq and is a predicted model, not a curated record. The transcript has 8 exons. Gene Ontology annotation, cellular component: glycerol-3-phosphate dehydrogenase (FAD) complex; cytosol. Gene Ontology annotation, molecular function: protein homodimerization activity; NAD binding; glycerol-3-phosphate dehydrogenase [NAD(P)+] activity.
UGCGCGGCGCAUUCUACGACGUCACCAGAAGACGACGCGUAUCGUGCCGCUCGUCUCGUUGAGAACAGAAGAGAACAGGAGCGUCUCUUCCUCUCUCAUAUAGAUAUUAUAAACCUGCCUGCGGAGGAGAGACACAGAGCAGCUGGACCGGUGAUGGCCUCUCCGCUCAAAGUGUGCAUAGUCGGCUCCGGAAACUGGGGCUCAGCCAUCGCCAGGAUAAUUGGAAAUAAUGCCACGUCACUGCGUUUCGCCACCACGGUGAAGAUGUGGGUGUUCGAAGAGAACAUUAAUGGCAGGAAGCUCACUGACAUCAUCAACACGGAGCAUGAAAACAUCAAGUACCUGCCUGGAUACAAACUGCCAGAGAAUGUGGUGGCCGUCCCGAAGCUCCGUGAUGCUGCCGAGGGAGCUGACCUGCUGGUGUUUGUGGUCCCUCACCAGUUCAUCCGGAAUCUCUGUGACGAGAUGGUUGGCUGUGUCUCUACCAAAGCUCGGGGAAUCACACUCAUAAAGGGUAUAGACGAGGGUCCCGGGGGCCUGAAGCUCAUCUCUGACAUCAUUCGGGAGAAGAUGGGGAUUGACGUCAGCGUCCUCAUGGGAGCAAACAUCGCCAACGAAGUGGCAGCUGAGAAGUUCUGUGAAACCACCAUCGGCAGUAGGAUUCUGGAGAACGGCCUGCUGUUCAAAGAGCUGCUGCAGACUCCAAACUUCAGAAUCACAGUGGUGGAUGAUGCCGAUACAGUGGAGCUGUGUGGAGCUCUGAAGAACAUCGUCGCAGUGGGCGCAGGCUUUUGCGACGGGUUGCGGUGCGGCGACAACACCAAGGCGGCUGUGAUCCGUCUGGGGCUGAUGGAGAUGAUCGCCUUCGCUAAACUCUUCUCCAAGAACGGCUCAGUUUCCACGGCAACCUUUCUGGAGAGCUGCGGCGUGGCCGACCUCAUCACUACGUGCUACGGCGGCCGCAACCGACGAGUGGCAGAGGCCUUCACUAAAACGGGGAAGAGCAUCGUGGAGCUGGAGAAGGAGAUGCUGAAUGGUCAGAAGCUCCAGGGUCCGGCCACCUCAGCAGAGGUCUACCACAUCCUCAAGGAGAAGGGCCUGGUGGACAAGUUCCCUCUGUUCACGGCCGUCUAUCAGAUCUGUUUCGAGGGGAAGCCGGUCCGAGAGAUGAUUUCCUGCCUGCAGAGCCACCCGGAGCACAUGUGAUCACCCGGUGGGUCCGCUGAAGGGAUUCACUCAACAUGUUCACACCAACAUCAGUUUAGCAUUAGGUACUAAUGCUGUCAAAAAAAACACAAUGUCCUUUAUCAGUUCAAGUUCAAUUACAAAAAGAAAUGAAAAACUGGAGUUGCCAGAUUUCCAACAGUGUUUUUUAUUAGCGGGCGAUAGAGGAAAACGGAUCUGAGUCUUAAAAUGCAGAGAGAGUCAGCUCCUCCUGUUUGCUAGAUCUCACCUCCUCUCCUGAAGAUGAAUUUCCUCUCUAAUCCAAAGCAUUUGCAGACCAACUACACAGCAGCUCUUGGGCCCCUUACCUUUACCCCUGAACCUUUGAAAAUUAUGUAUAUUUCCACUUCGUGACCAAAUGUUUGAAAUGGAACCUGUGUUUUCUUAUUGUGACAGUACAGUGGUUAUCUGUAGAGUGUGGCUCAUCAAUGUCAACAGACAGGCGCUGUCCAUAUCUUGAGACGACUAACAAUACCAGCCAUACAGGCCUGUCUGUGGACACCAGCGUGCGACUGCAUCUGUAUCACACUGAUGCACAAGCACAACAGCAGUAGACAAUGCAUUGUGACUUAGGAGAAGAUUUACUGUGUUUCAAUAUUUUUUAUAACUUCACAGGGUUUGUAUUGUUUUUUUAUUUUCACUGCGACUCAGGUAAACAUACCGUAGUGUUGAAAAGGAAUAAUGUCAGUCUCCGUCUUCAACAUCCAGCACUGGAAAUCUUUUGCCUUUUUAAAUGGAUUAAAUCUGUAUGGGCAGACGUGAGUUAAUAAAACCUACAGCAUGCUAAUACUGCCUUUUGAUAAACCAGCAUUAGCUCAGUGUUAUUAAAUCAAAUCAGUCAUAUCUCUGUGAGCUUUUCUCUUUAAACUGCCAAACUGUUGCCAAGUAAGAUUGUAUAGAGCUCUUUUUUGGUUAGGUAUCCUCGUAGUCGUCUUGGGACUGUCACUGUGUGCUGGACAGUCCCAGAUGCUUCCCAUUGAACAGUGUAGGCCGCGUUGGGACCAGCUUGAACACUGAAGUCUUUUGUCCUGUAAAAGUGAAACAUACAGUGUGUCCAUUAAAGCAUAAAUCUCACCUUUG